AACCAAAACAGAACAGAUAGCAACAGAUAGCGCGUGCGCACGUAGUUCUGACGAAAUACGUACUCGUUGAAUGUAAAUAUUCAAUGUUAGAAUAACAAAUGUAUAAUACGGUUGAGUGUCAUCAUACGUUGAAAUUGUAAGCGAAUAUUGCUGGUUUAUUGAAGCUCAAAUCUCUGUCACGUAUACCGCGUUCGUGCAUACAAGUCAAACUCGAUCCAUAAAGGAAAGUUAGGUUAUGACGUCACCGCAGCCAUAUUUUGUCGUCACAACAUGGUGCCGUGAUCAGCUGGGUGUUGUGUAGUGUGCUGCGAUGCCCGUCUUUAGAAAAGUUGUUAAGGACACCGUUUAUCUUCUCGAAUAUGUAUAACGAAGGCUGGAACUAUCUGACGCCAUUUUUCAAUGCAUUUAAGUUUCACCGACGCAGUUACCACACAGAUUUGAAGAGUGACCGAAAUUACGGAGGUAUAAUGGCUCCAGAUAAACCAGAUGCUGGCGAUGUCGAAGGCACGGUUGGCCUACCGAUUACUCGAGUAUUUAGUUGCGGAGAUGCAGCUUACGUUUUGAAAGAGGGAGACAACGCUAGCGUAUUUAGUGAAUCAAAUUUGGUUGAUGGGAUCCAUGAGGAAGUCGGCAUAAUUGAUAAAUCUGUAGAAAAGACCAAUCAUUCGGACGAUGAUUUGACCUCUCUCAGCUGGCUGCAUCAACAGAAUUUAUUAAAAGGCUUAGAAAUUUCUAGACCUGCAAAAGACUUGCAAACGACAAUAAAUUUGAACAAUAAUGUUUGCGAUGACACUGCUGACUUAUCAGAAAACACAAAUUCCAUUUCAAGUUUAGAUGAUGGCUACUCUCCAGCUGUCGAGGGUAACACAAAAAUACAUAAUACAAAUUUAAUGCUGAUUCAGGGGCAAAAUUGCCAAAAUACAAGCAAAAGUUACCAGAAAUCAGUGCAGAUUUAUCAGGAGUCGGUAAAAAACCACUACAAUUCGGUACAAAAUAAUCAGGCAAAGAUAUCUUUGAGUAACAACAAUUUGCCAGUGUCGAAUCGUAACAAACAUCCAACUCACAUACCUUACGAUCCUCAUUUGCACAGGAACAGUAAACCGCCAUAUUCUUUUUCCUGUUUAAUAUUCAUGGCGAUUGAAGACAGUCCUGUCAAAGCACUACCUGUCAAAGAAGUUUAUGCAUGGAUCUUGGAUCACUUUCCAUACUUCAGAAACGCACCUACAGGCUGGAAGAACUCUGUUAGGCACAAUUUGAGCCUGAACAAAUGUUUUCGCAAAGUAGAAAAAGCGCCGAACUUGGGAAAAGGAUCGUUGUGGAUGGUUGAUGCACAGUAUCGUCCAAAUCUGAUACAAGCAUUAUCCAGAGCGCCUUUUCCUCCAUUAACUGCUCAGAACCUCUCUUCACCUGAAAAAAUUCCUAGAAAAAAUGCUAGUGCACGUCUGCCGGAUCCAGUUUUAUUCCCAUACUUGUCAAAACGUCUUGCUUCUAGUAAUAUAGGGGAUAGUCCGGAGGCUGAGAUCGACAGCGAUGUAGAUGCUGCAGCAGCUGCUAUGUUAUCCUUCAAGCAUGGACCGAUUAUCUUAAGUCAUAACAAAGACCGUAAAAGAAAAUUGGUAGAAACAGAUAAGCUAGUACCAAUAAUUACUAGGAGCUCGAGCGAAGACCACACUUAUAGCUGUAUUACAUCAAUCAAAUUAGAAAGUAAGAGGUGCGGGGGCUCAGAUGUGGCCGGCACAGAUUUUGACGAGCAACGAAAAAUAGCAGAGGGUGCUGAUGCGCUUUUAAACUUGGCAGGAGUUAGUACACCUCUUAUUCAAGGAAGAUUGCAGACGCGCAGUGAUCCACCUGGGUCGAUGAAAAUGCAUGAAACUUCGAAAGUGAAAAGGCACUCUAAUCCAAGUGAGUUUUCCAAUAAUUCUGAAAAGAAGCGUAGGCGCUGGCGAGAAUGGGGCGACGGAACCCGAUACCUCAAACAAGUUAGGGGUUAGUACUGAAUACUGCAAAGAAUAUUGCAAUACACUGCGCAUGGUGACUAAGCAUUGUCAAUGCUUCGAGGCUGACAGCUUAAUGACAAUGAAUGUCACUUAUUCUGUAGCGGUCGUUGAUCACAAUAACUAUCAGUUUCUUAGGGUUUAAACAAAAUUCAACUGCUUUUUUCUCACAUUCUUUUAAAGAGUGUUCCGUACUAUUUCAUUUCGUAUUUAUUAUAGAAUCGUUAAUGAUGCAAUGGAUGAGUGAUUGUUCAGUGUGUCGCUAUGGUGUCUAACAUGUUUUUCAAAUUGACAUGUCUUGGUAUUCGAAGAGAGAUAGAGUAUUCUUAUCUACUACGUUUUCUUGCAUACAAACAAGACCAUUCACGUGGAACGUGCAACCCAUAAAUUUUCAAAGUCUGUCAUUAACCAUUGGCCAAAUAAUGUGGAUAAGUUUUGGAGUGUUGAGUCAGUGCGAUGCCAAACAUUUAUACUUGCUGGACUUAAUUCAAAGUUAUCACAAGCGAGUCUUCCUGGAUCAGCCGCACUAGUCGUAAACGCCUACGUGGGUGUUCUGUACCAAAUCGAUCUACCACGGACACUUACCAUUUGGAAUUUUUACUUCCAAUUAGUCUAUUGUAAGGGUAAUUGAAAAGCAAUUUGAAUAUUUCAGAUUUUUUUUUUUUUUUUCACCAUUAAACUGAUGUUAAGGUUAUUACGUAGGUACUUGCUACCAAAUCAUUUUUAAAAAUUUUUUUAGUGCAAACUGGUGGUUAAAAAUCUGUGUUGUACUAAAAUUCAUUACAGUGAAACAAAUGUCUCUGUGACAUGAAGUGACAGAGAAGAAAUAUUACUGAAUAAUUUUCUGUAUUCCAUUUUUCUCCAAAAUCAGUCGAAAAUCGGAAUAUUUACAUUGCUAUUUGUUAUUGAUUUUUGGAAAUGCUACGAUAAAUUGGUUGUUGAGUUAAAAAAAAAUUUUAUGCCUCACCAAAAGUAAGAAUAGCUCUAGUUUAAAUACUGACAUUGAAUGAAUACACUGAAAAUGUGCAAUACAAUCGUAAACUGAACAUUUUGCAAAUGAGGCGUGAGUCAUAUAUCACACUAAUGCUCGGUUGAAACCAAACGUUCUGCAUUCGUGUUAUAUUAUGUGUGUACUUCCUGAAACUUUAUAUACAAGACAGCUGUAGAGCUGAUCAAUUAUUCCAUUGAUUGUCAUUUGUUCUGUACAAGUAACCUUAUUGAAAUCUGAUCACACAUUGAAUCAGUGUUCGAGAUUCUCGAAAGACUUAAGCAAUCUGGUACACCAAAAGAUGAUAGAUAUAUGAUUAAUAUGUUGAUACAGAAAAAAUUGAUUUACUGGACAUUUUAUUGUUAUUUAUAAUGGGAAGAUUCCAAGAAAGUUAACGAUUCUAACCGCAGUGAGGUAACCGAAGUGAUAUCUUACAUGUAGUAAUCUAUCUGCCAGUGAAUAUAGUUCAUACGUUAAACUCCCGGUAUAUGACUGACCUCUUUUUUUCAGUAUGUCAAGUGUACAAGGGUAUUUCGCAUUUCCUCAACACUUGGUCAAUUGUAGCAUCCAAAGUAGAUUUACCUCCGCUCUUGUGUAAUCCGUAAAACUUUCCAUUUUUAUAAAGGAUUUGUAAUAUAAAUUGAAAAGAAGAUGAACAAAGGAUAAUGGCGACCAAGUCCUGAUUUGCGAAUAUUUUCCCUAAAAGCUGUUUCACUAAUCAAUGACUUUACUUGGUGGAACCUACAAAUUAUUACAAGUUUUCCGUGGAACAAAUAGAAUUUUAACUACGAGUUGUUAGUGAAAUUGAAUAAUUUCAACUUAUUUAUGUGACUGGCUUCCGAACAGGUAAUUAAAAAUUUUUACUCUGCUAAUACUAAAAAAAAGUUACAGUGGGUGAGGAUCGGUAGUAGGUCGCUUUAGUAUGAAAUGCCUAAUUCAUAAGUACUAAAUUACGUUUUACAGUUAUAAAUUAUGAAUAGAGGAAAAAAAAAGUACUACUGCACAAGUGGGUAAAAAUUUCACAUUUCUUUUGGUUAUUCUAAUCAUUAAUACAUAUCCAAUAUACACACAAGUUAGGACGGCUUCGACAAACCUUUUCUCGCGAAUUAAGGAACAACGCCCGAUUAAUAAUUUCGGAGUGGUCUUGCAUAUUUGGAGAAGCAGACAAACCUUCUUCUGUUGCAUGUUAAAUGAAGGAAUUAUAUUGACACUCUGAUAAAGAACGAUAAUAUUAGUAGUUUGCUGAAAUACUUAAAUUUGAUCAUUUCAUCCAUGUAUCAGAAUAAUUCUAGUUUAUGUACAAUACUUACAAGUUUAAACACCCGAGUAAAGUUGAUUCUAAUCCCCCCCUCUGCCCUGCCAAUUUAGCAGGUCGAAAGUAAGGUUGGUUUUAGCAGUUUCUAACCAAUGGUAGCGCCGCAUCGAGUCGAUUCGGAGUGUGUUGUUCAAUGGUCAUAUGUUAGACGACAGCACUGUCAACCUUGAUUCGAACCCCCUAAACUGAAAGUGGUCAAAAUCGACUUCACUUGGGUGUGCAGAAGUAGAUGAAUAUUUGGAGGGGGUAUUAAAUUGCUAACAGUGUUGAGAUGACAAAGAGAAAAUUUUUCCAGUAUAUGAUACUGAAUCCCCUUGUACGUAUUCAUUUGAGUUAUACAGUUUCGAUCCAUUGAUUGAUGAAUAUGGCAGUGCUUUUCAAAGUAAACCUGUAUGCUCGGAUUUCGCAGCUCGCCUAAUGCCAAAAUCAACCCAAUAGCACUAAACUUCAAGCAAUAAUAGAAUAAUGAUUAAAAUUAAAUCUUAAGUACACAUAUUAUUAAAUAAUAAUUCAAUCGUUAGCAAAUACAAAACAUUUUCGUAUGUAAACUUGGAACAACAAAAUUUUUAACAUCAUCGAAAACAAAACUCCAUAUUAAACUCCUAGAAAGUCUAAUUAAUUAUAAUAGAGAAAUUCUAUGAUACAUUUUUUUUCUGUAGAUAUGUAUAGAGAUACAAUUGUUUAUAUUAUUCGAUAGACAAAUUGGUAAUAUAUUUAAAAAUAUAUAUAUAGACCAGCCGAUACAGAUUUUUUCGUAACUUAAAUCUCACCUGAAAACCAACUGCAAGACGAUUUGAAAUAUGGUUUACACAUAAAAACGUGCAUGUUUCUAACUCUUGAGUUUUUUUUUUUUUUUUUUUUUUUUUUUUAAGUACAAAUUAGUAUGUAGUAAUGGAAGCGCACAGCACCUUCAAUCGGCUUUUUCGCGCACUCAGACGCUUAGCCCGACGUUUGGAUGCAUUUUUCACCCAUUUCAACGCAAAAUAACGCCAUGGUAUGAACGGACGAUUUGUAGUACAUAAUCUACUAUAAAAAUCCGAUUGAAAAAACGUCCUACUUUUUGGAAUUUUGGGAUUUUUUUUCAUGGCUGAAACAGACCGCAUAGCGUCGAUCUAAAGCUCAUUUUAAUUCUCUAUAACUCUUCUCUACAACUAUCUUCAUUAGUUUUCAUUCUAGAAGUGAAAAACUAGUAAUAUAGAGAAAAAACGGUUUUCCCAUCCUUAUACAGUAAAAAAAAAAAAAAAAAAAAAAAAA
Molecule: messenger RNA, 5551 nt
Organism: Neodiprion fabricii
Lineage: Eukaryota; Metazoa; Arthropoda; Insecta; Hymenoptera; Diprionidae
Product: forkhead box protein N3-like
Exons: 7
Coding region: 360-1991 (543 amino acids)
Biological process (GO): regulation of DNA-templated transcription
Cellular component (GO): nucleus
Molecular function (GO): DNA-binding transcription factor activity; cis-regulatory region sequence-specific DNA binding
Source: RefSeq, a predicted model, not a curated record